Cimex lectularius (bed bug) is the source of this 1220-nucleotide messenger RNA. Its product is annotated as E3 SUMO-protein ligase PIAS2-like. The transcript has 7 exons. Gene Ontology annotation, biological process: regulation of transcription by RNA polymerase II; protein sumoylation. The coding region runs from base 182 to 1141 and encodes 319 amino acids. Gene Ontology annotation, molecular function: SUMO ligase activity; zinc ion binding; transcription coregulator activity. The record is from RefSeq and is a predicted model, not a curated record. Lineage: Eukaryota; Metazoa; Arthropoda; Insecta; Hemiptera; Cimicidae.
ACGUACUGAUCGACGUACUAAUUUUUAAUUAAUUCAUGUUUAAGUUUAUAAACAAGUGAUGGCCUUUUUAAUAAAGACCAACAAGCGAUGUUAAUGUUGAUACUUUAUAAUUUCAAAAAAUAAAAGUUCGUAACCUAACGGCUUAUUGUAAAAAUAUACAUUUAUCGCAUAUUAAACAGUCAUGUACAGUAAGGCCGAGUCACACACGGCGUUCGCUCCCGUCUUCCACAGUGUGCCAGGGAAAAGGACACCGAUGGAGCCGAUUCGAAGUUACGUUUCAAACUUGUUAAAAACGUCUCACAUGUACGAUUUCAUCUGUUAUCUAGUACCUGUAAUAAUUCUACCUCAGAAGCAGCAGGCGAAGAGAUUCAACAUCAAGCUGACUUUGGAACAGGCGAAUUCAUUAGCCCUUUCGAGAGAUAUCGUCAUCGUCAAUGGCGAGCUCGAAAGCAAGUUUUGGACCAAGGUAGUGUUCAGGGUGUGCAAAGCAGAAAACGGUCGUUUCGUCGUCGACCUUCCAUUGCACCUUUCGAUUAAAAUUAACGGACAAGUUGUCAUCCGGGACCAGGAAGGACCUUUAGAGCUCACGAAAUAUUUCAAAUUCAACCCAGAACUGCCCAACACCCUGAUAAUAGAGUACCCGAAAUAUACGACCGGUAUGAUCUUCGUAAGCAUACUUCUGGUCAAGGCGCUUAGUUGUGAGUCGAUGGUCAACAACCUGAUCGUGACGAGAACGAGAAGCAAAGACUACACGAAACAAAAAAUUAUCAAAAUGCUCGAAAAUGAAAACAACGAUGUGACAUUCAUGUCGUCAGAGUUAUCACUGAUAUGUCCUCUUAGUCAGACAGUAAUGGAAUUUCCCUGUCAGGGAAUUUCCUGUUCACAUCUUAAAUGUUUCGACGCCUUCACUUACCUGAGUCUUAACGAUUUUAGCGGAAAAUGGAUUUGCCCACUUUGCAAAAAGACAACGCUGCCUUCCAGCCUUGUCAUUGACGGGUAUCUGGCCGGCGUGAUAAAUACGCUGAAAACUUCAAAUUUAAGUUGUUCCACAGUUGCCCUCCUGAAGGACGGUUCUUGGCAGCCGAAGAACAACGGAGAACAAAAGGAAGUUUUAGAAUCAGAUCCAAUAGCCGUACUAUGAUCAGAAUUUUUUAUUGAUGUUAAUUAGUCAGUAGGUAACUAAACAUAUGUAUGUUACUAAUAAAUAUUUUAAAAAAGUC